Molecule: messenger RNA, 1875 nt
Organism: Necator americanus (New World hookworm)
Lineage: Eukaryota; Metazoa; Nematoda; Chromadorea; Rhabditida; Ancylostomatidae
Exons: 16
Coding region: 1-1875 (624 amino acids)
Biological process (GO): acetylcholine catabolic process; choline metabolic process
Cellular component (GO): plasma membrane
Molecular function (GO): acetylcholinesterase activity
Source: RefSeq, a predicted model, not a curated record
AUGAAAUGGCGAUUGGUGCAGUAUCUCGCAGCCGUUCUGCGGGCAGCUCUGCUCGUUACUGUUGUCGACGGCCGCGCUGUCCUCAACGAUGACCACGUCGUACAUACAGCACUUGGCACUAUUCGUGGUGUGCCACAGCAAUUUCAAGGCGAACGUGUCUCCGCAUUCCUCGGAGUCCCCUAUGCUCGAUCACCAGUCGGUAUACGACGAUUUGCUAAGCCGGAAAUGGUCCAACCAUGGACGGGUGAACUGGAAGCGCGAACGCCAGCUAAGGCUUGCUACCUCACCAUUGACACGGCAUUCCCACAAUUUCCUGGAGCUGAAAUGUGGAACCCACCAAAUGGCAUUAGUGAGGAUUGCCUCAAUAUGAAUAUUUGGGUGCCAGCAAAUCACGAUGGUUCCGUUAUGGUAUGGAUCUAUGGUGGUGGCUUCUUCAGUGGAUCACCAUCAUUGGAUCUUUAUGACGGGACGACACUGGCAGCCAAGAAACAUACUAUUGUUGUAAACAUAAACUAUCGACUGGGCCCUUUUGGUUUUCUCUACCUCGGCGAUGAUUCUCCGGUACCAGGGAAUAUGGGUCUGUUAGAUCAACAAGCUGCCUUACAAUGGCUGCACAAUCAUAUAGGCUCCUUCGGUGGUGACCCAUCCAGAGUCACAUUGUUUGGGGAAUCAGCUGGAUCCGCGUCCGCUACAGCUCAUCUAGCAGCACCGGAUAGUUACCCGUUCUUUAACAAGAUUAUUGCCAGUAGCGGAACUAUAAUGAACUCUUGGGCCAGUAGGACACCGGACACAAUGUAUGAGUUAUCAAUUCGACUCGCUAAACGAUUGAACUGUACCACGAAAGGAAUUGAUGCGGCUACUAUCCAUACUUGUUUACGUGCACUUCCAGCAAGUGUGAUCCAAGUGGAAGCAGACUCGGUGUCAAACGAAAUCGGCCUUCCGAUGACGUUCGCGUUUGUUCCCGUCAGCGUUGAUCGGAACUUCUUUAAGGGUGAUGUAUUUGAACGGCUACGGAGUAGAAAUUUCAAAAAAGAUGUGGCCGUCAUAUUUGGGACCGUAAAAGACGAAGGGACCUAUUGGUUACCAUAUUACAUGAGUCGAUAUGGUUUCUGGUUCAAUCAUACAAUCUCUGCUGAGGAUCCACAGAAUAAAGCACUCAUAACAAGAUCACAGUAUCGACAGUCGAUGCAUGCGUUUAUGCCAUAUUUUGGAGGAUCACCGCUUGUUGAAAACGCACUUUUGCACGCUUAUCAGUUCGUGUCGGACCGACCAACAUUACCGGAACAGUUGCGUGACGGUAUUGGACGAUUUCUCGGUGAUUACUUCUUCACCUGCAGUCUCAUUGAUUUCGCUGAUAUCAUCGCGGACAACGUCUAUGGGCCUGUGUACAUGUAUUAUUUUACUAUGAGGUCAACGGCAAAUCCAUGGCCAAAAUGGAUGGGAGUGAUGCAUGGUUAUGAGAUAGAAUAUGCUUUUGGGCAACCUUUUGCAAGGCCGUCACUCUAUGACAAGAACUACCUCGAAACUGAACAACGCUUUUCCGAGUACAUCCUACAGUUGUGGACCGAAUUUGCCAACACAGGAGUUCCUGCCUCAUAUUGGCCGAAAUACAAUCGGAUAGAGCGGAAAGCGCUUGUACUUGGCGAUGAAUCCACAAGGGGUGAACACCGUAUCAUGGUCGAUGUUCAUGGAUCUUACUGUAGACUAAUCGAAGAGGGAAAAACGGUUGCUGGCCAAGUGUCGGAAUGCCGUGCUCGUCGGACAAAACCAGCGGCGGUAAUCGGAAACACCGGUGGUAGUGGCAACGAAAGCAAUUCGGCAGCAUCCAGAAUAUCGGUUAUAGCAAUCGUUGUCGCAAUUAUUCGACAUUCGUAG